AUGACAAGCGAGGGGCGGCGUCUCUCGCUGUCUUGGCCAGCAAAAACAAAACCUCAAUAGAGUUUCUCCAAAUACGUUUGGCGGCUUUGGGUCGUUGUUUCAUUUCGUUACGAGACUCGGUGGCAAACGGUCGCUAUACGCGUUUUAAUUCCCUCCAAAAAAAAAAAAAAAAACCAACUUCAAAAUCCAGUUGCAGCUACUCGAAAGCUAACUGCAAAAAUAAAAACAAAAAAAUUAAUACAAUAAAAAUUGAAAAUAAAUAGAAGGAAAAGCAAAUGCCUGCCUUCCACAUAGUCGUAAAACUGCUAAUGCUUCGCCUGCUGUUGGCCAAUUUAUCGGGUCUGUCGCCUGGGUCUCUCGUGUGUGCCGGCUAUGACUUUGGCUAUCAUCCCAGCGCCGAGGAGUUUGACAGUUUAUUGCGCGAGACGCGAACCUGGACACGCGAUCUUCUUGCCAACGGGCAACACCGCGAAACUUUUGUGCCGCGCUUCCAGAGACGUCACGAGUUGUCGCCACACAAAUCAGAGCUGGACUUUCAGCUCUUUAGCGACGUGGAUCAGGAGCAACAGGAACAGCAGCAGCAGCCAUUUGCUGUGUUUGAAUCGGUGCCCGAGUUGGAGAUACCAACCACGCAUGUGCAGAGUCAGCUGAUUGAGAUUCAAGAUCAACCACAACAUGCAACCACAGCAACAGCAACAUCAACAACAUCGACAUCGCCUGGCAAUGCCAGCUUUCCCAUCUUCUUUACGAAUCCCGCUACAGGCAUUGUAUAUGCCAUCAGCGAGGUAUCCAAGUCGCAUUCACAGUUACCCAAUGGCAGCAAUGAUAGCGAUGGCAUUGCCAUCUAUGUGACCAAGCAGCAAUACGAUGCCGAUCUGCAGGCGCUACGUCACAAAUACGAGCAGCAGUGCGCCAGUCCAGCUCAAUCGGUGCCAGCUCAAUCGGUCAUCUCCUCAUCCACUUCGUCAGUUUCCAAGAAGCCCGCUACGUUGACUACAGCGCGUCCACAGAUCAUACGCCUGCAGAAGCCGAAGAAAACGCCCGGCACAGCGGCGGGCAACAACAAGUUGCCACCGCACAAGCCACCGCCGGUCAUGGUGAGCAGCGGACACAUUAGUGAUCAACUGAAACUGCCCACAAGCACAGCGCGUCCACAGCGUCAGCCAAGUCGCACUCCGAAGCCGAAGCGCGGCAAGCGCAAGAAGAAAAAGAAACCCGCCAAACGGCGUCCAGGACACAAGUUGACCGUCUCCACCACAGCUGGACCGCAAAUUGUGCUGGGCAAGCGCACCACAAGUCGCCCGCCCACUGCCAGCUUAAGUCUGGCCACGCAGCUGGAGAAGCCUCAUAUGCCGCCACAGCCAACGGCAACGAUUGCCGCCGGCACCAUCUUCAAUGAGCAGCCCUUUGUGGUCUCCAGUGGUUACAUCGAGGUGCCCCAUCAACGGCAGCGUCGAGCGCUUGCCUCGCAGCCGGAGACUGUGGCCGCCAGACCCAUAAGCAGCGGCAAGAAGCGUCCCGGUAACAAUCGGCGACGUCCGAGCAGCGGAGGUGGAGGCGGCAGUCGCGGAACAGGCGGCGGUGGAGGACGUGGCAAGCCUCAGCAGGCGACGCCCACAAAGCCAGCGCUUAGUCAGCAGAAUGGCGAGUCUGGUUAUCGGAUACCAGUUGCAGUGCAUCUGCUGCACAACAAGCAUAAAGGCAGCGAAGAGGACGAACACGGCACUGUGCCUCGCAUCGGCGAGGAGCCUGCUAAGUUGCACUCGGAGGAACACUACAAAUUGUUGCCUAAGGAACCACCAAAGCUGCAUUCCGAUGAAUCCUACAAGCUUUAUCCUCUAGAACAUACUAAACCAAAUUCUGAGGAGUCUUCCAAACUGCCUGCCCAGGAACAUUCAAAGCUUCAUUCCGAGGAACGCUCCAAGUUAACUCUCCAGGAGCAUACUAAGCUAAUUUCUGAUGAACCCGCCAAACUCGAAGGCGCAAAGCCUCCCAAGCUGCAUUCCGAAGAUCCCUCUGUGCUGCACUCCGAAGAACCUUCUAAGCUGCAUUCCGAGGAACGCUCUAAGCUGCGGUCAAAGUUCACCGCCCGACGUAACAGUGCCGAGUCGGACUUUGAUUUAUUUGAUUUGUUCACUGGCGCAGAUUAUGAGGACGAUGAUGAUACGUACUACGAUCAAGAAGAGAAAAAGCAUAUCAAGUUGAUCAAGCGACUGGCGAACAGGCGCAAGGGAAGCACAAGCAAGCCACAGCAAGAGGAGAUAGACAGCAGCUCAGCAGAGGAGGGCGCCGAUUUUGGAGCUAUGGAGGAGGAGGAUCCCUCAAAAGGCGACAACAACAAACACAACAUUAGCAGCAGCAGUAAAUCCAAUACAACUGCCGCGCCAGUCACGCAGAGCGCAGAGAAAACAUCCUCGGAGGAACAGGAGCAGCAAUCCUCAGAGGAGCAGGAUCAACAUUCCUCAGAGGAUCAAACUGAAACGCACUCGAAUACCAAGCAGAGCAGCAGCAAAAAGCGUAUCAAGCGUCGUCCAGCGGGCGCUUCCGAAGAGUAUGAGUACGAUGACGAUGAUGACGACGAAGAUUCAGAAUCGGAUUCGGAGUCUGGCAUUAGCAGUUUCUUUCGCAUGAUCUUCUAUCCGGUGCAGGUGGCAAUGUCGCGCAUCUUUGAUGGCUUCACCGGCCAGUCGGAGGAGCAGAGCGCCGAGGCGAGUGCUAAACCCAAAUAUCCAACCAUAACGCUUUAUCAUAGCACCGCGCACAGCAAUAAUGAUUUGGCCAUCGACGAAGAUGAGGAGGAGGAUGAGGACGACAGAGUGGAUGAGAGCAGUUCGUUGAGCAGCUGGUUUAGCUACUUGUUUGGCCUGGGGCGACGCACCAAGAAGAUUGGCAGCACCACCACGGCCAGUCCAACGGCAGCUGCGCCGGCACCUUUGGAGGCGCCACCGUCAGAGCCAAGCGGUUGGCUGGAGUCUUGGUUUGGUUUUGGCAAAACAACAACGCAAGCAUCCAGUGAGGAGGAUGACUAUGACAAGUGGUUUUCCAGCUGGUUUGAAGGCACUGCGAAGCCGAAGGCACGUCGCCGCAAGACAACAACGUCCACAACGAGCACCACAUCGACAACGACAACGAUGCCGCAAAUGCCCAUCUUAACCAUUGUGGAUCCGCUGCGAAAUCCCCAAAACUGGAUUGGCAUUCUUGCCCAUCACAUUGCGAAUGCCACCGGCGGCGGCGGCGUCGGCACAGCAGCAACAACAAGUACCACGCACAAUCCAUUACUGCAAGCGCUAGUGUCACGUGCCACAAGCACCACAACGCCACAGCCCGAUGUGCCGCGUCGUAUUAGCUACGAGAAAUAUCAGAUCUGGCGACUGAAGCCGCAGGAUGAAGGACAGGUUCUUGCCCUAGAGGAGUUCAAGAAGGGCGAGGAUGGCAACAAGAUGCAGUGGCUCAAAGGUCCCAGUCUCAGAGGUCUGACGGAUGUUCUCGUGCCACCCAAGAUGCUAGUGGACUUUCAGGGCACGCUCAAUUUUGAGAACAUUGCCCACGAGGUGCUCAUCUUUGAUGUGGGCAAAGCCAUUGCCUAUGAGCGCACCAAGGAACAGUAUUUGUAUACAACACCUCCAGCCACGAGGCGACCCACCAAGCAUCCAGUGACAGCGCCUGCUAUGAGUUGGAAUAAAUACCAUGAACAUGAUGACAUAUUAAAGUAUCUCGAAACAAUGCGCAUGCGACAUGCUCAACUCCUAGAGCUGAUACACAUCGGGCGCUCCUAUGAGGGUCGUCCGCUCAUCGUGGUCAAGAUUGAGUCGAAACAGACUGCGGCGGCAGCCACUGCGGCAGCUGCCGCCAGUUACAAACGGCCGAAGCACAAGCGUCGUUCAGGACAGGCGAAUGCGGUGUUCAUAGAAGCGGGUUCGCAGGGUCUGGCGUGGAUUGGACCAGCAUCGGCUACCUGGAUGAUUGGCGAGCUGUUGCGAAUGAUGCGCACAAACAAGACCGAUGUGGAGCACGAGUUCAUACGCAACACGACGUGGUACAUAAUGCCAGUGCUCAAUCCGGAUGGUUAUGUCUAUAGUCACGAGUACGAUCGAUUCUGGAAGAAGUCGCGAUCGCAGCACGUGGCCAAGCCAAGUGGCGGACUGUUGGAUACAGCGAUGACGUGGCUGCAACAGAAGCAGGCCAAGGAAAAGGUGUGUUACGGUGUAGAUUUGGAUCGCAAUUGGAUGCAUCAGUGGGGCAAGCGAGGCAGCUCAAAGGGUCCCUGCAACGAGUUCUAUGCCGGUCCGGCGCCCUUCUCUGAGCCCGAAACGAAAGCAGUGUCCGAGUUUCUCAUGGAUUAUCGCACCCAAAUCAAGCUCUUUGUAUCACUGCAGGCGUAUGGUCAAGUGGUCUCGUAUCCCGUGAAAGCGAACUCCACCUUUAAUGCGGAGCGUCUGGAUGAUUUUCUCGACGUGGCCAUGGUGGGUGUCGAUGGAUUGCGCAAAAAGGGCAGCAAGUCGCGUUAUAAAGUGGAUUCGGCCAACGAUUUAAUUGAGCAGCGUUCGGGCUGUGCGGAUGCCUUUGCUGCCUAUGAGAUUGGCAUACCCUUUAGCUAUACCCUGCAGCUGGCCGAUAACGGCGUGCACGGCUAUUUACUGCCCAGCAGUGCCAUCGAGCCGACAGCCCGCGACGCCUUUGAGAUAAUUAAGGGCAUGUUGGACUAUAUCUAAGGCCCAAUAUCUCGCUUAUGAGAACAUUUUUCAUUGGAUUGCACCAAUGUAAACACUAUCUCGCUUAACGGCCUCAACUAGCACCCAAAAUAUAAAUAAAACAGGCCGCUAAGCAAGAAGACCUUAAAUGCAGCGAAGAGCAUUUCUCUUUUAGAUUUUUUUUGUGGCCGUUAAGUGAUAUGCCCCUAAGUGAACAAUGUGAAGGUUAAGUGUAU
Messenger RNA from Drosophila albomicans, 4927 nucleotides. RefSeq lists its product as uncharacterized. Bases 276 to 4712 code for a protein of 1478 amino acids. The transcript has 6 exons. Lineage: Eukaryota; Metazoa; Arthropoda; Insecta; Diptera; Drosophilidae. Gene Ontology annotation, molecular function: metallocarboxypeptidase activity; zinc ion binding. Gene Ontology annotation, biological process: proteolysis. The record is from RefSeq and is a predicted model, not a curated record.